AAUGUUCUCACGACAUCAAGAUCAUCAUGGUGCAUGUCACGCCAUACUCAGAAUACAAAAUGUAUAUAAGUUAAAUACAACUGACAUCGCCAAUGGUAUCAUCAUGAACAAUAAAGCAACGGAGCCUCUCUCUGCGGUCGAGUGUCUAGAUAUAGCAAAAACCUCGACCAAAACAGCAUAUUAUAGACAAGGACUUGAUUGGAUAAACAUUGCCGUUCAGAAAAAUCUGUCACUUGCAGAUACAUUGGAAGCUAAAAUAACUACAGCUGAUAUUUUCCGAAUGGACGGUAACUUUACAGAGGCAAUGGCAAUAAUUCGCGAUAUACAAGCCGACAUCCAAUUCAAAGAUAAUUUGACAGAGUAUCACAAAAGUAGAAUUAAACUAGCAGAAGAAGGUACAAAGGGAC
This is a messenger RNA of Owenia fusiformis, 407 nucleotides long. NCBI's taxonomy places the organism in Eukaryota, Metazoa, Annelida, Polychaeta, Sabellida, Oweniidae. The record is from the annotation of a GenBank genome assembly.